Molecule: messenger RNA, 2256 nt
Organism: Chelonoidis abingdonii (Abingdon island giant tortoise)
Lineage: Eukaryota; Metazoa; Chordata; Testudines; Testudinidae
Gene: MEP1A
Product: meprin A subunit alpha
Biological process (GO): proteolysis
Cellular component (GO): membrane
Molecular function (GO): zinc ion binding; protein binding; metalloendopeptidase activity
Source: RefSeq, a predicted model, not a curated record
AUGGUUUCCAGUUACUUCUUCCCAUGCCUGUCUCUCAUAUUAUGUUUUGCCUAUUGCACUACAUUCUCGGUUAUACACCCUCCAAAGGGAGAUGCACGUGAUGCUGAUGCUGGUGAAUUGAGGGAGGACAUUCCAGCAAUAAAUUUAGCUGCUGGCCAUAUCUUUCAGGGGGAUAUCUUACUGCCAAAUGACCGUAAUGCACUGAGAAAUGAGAUCUACAGAUGGAAGUUCCCUAUUCCCUAUAUUCUGGGUGAUGACCUAGAUCUGAAUGCCAAGGGAGUCAUACUUGAAGUGUUUGAAAUGUUCCGUCUUAAGUCUUGUGUGGAUUUCAAGCCAUACGAAGGAGAGAGCUCCUAUAUACGAUUUCAAAAAUCUAAUGGGUGCUGGUCCAUGGUGGGUGACCGACAGACUGGACAAAACCUUUCCAUUGGGCAGUGGUGUGACCAUAAAGCUAUUGUAGAACAUGAGCUCUUACAUGCAAUGGGAUUUUAUCAUGAACAGUCAAGGACAGACCGGGAUGAUUACGUGAACAUCUGGUGGGAUGAAAUUCUUCCAGGCCAAUCUCACAACUUUGUGAAGUACGACAACAUGUUAAUCUCUGACCUGAACACCCCUUACGAUUAUGAAUCAGUAAUGCAUUACGAGCCAUUAUCAUUUAACAAAAACGAGGGUGUCCCAACAAUCACUGCGAAGAUACCAGCAUUUAAUGACAUUAUUGGGCAGCGCUUGGAUUUCAGCACCGUUGACUUAGAAAGACGGAAUCGCAUGUACAACUGCACUUCCACUCACACCCUUUUGGACCAGUGUGCUUUUGAGUUUGCCAAUAUCUGUGGCAUGAUUCAGGGCACCAGAGAUGACGCAGAAUGGGUCCAUAAGAAGAGCAGCCUCGCAGGAGAAGAAGACCACACGCUCCUCGGACGCUGCAAAGAUGCUGGUUCUUCCAUGUACUUCAACACUAGCUGUGGCCAGGCAGAAGAUAUGGCUCUCCUAGAAUCCCGGAUCCUUUACCCAAAGAGAACUCAGCUGUGUCUCCAGUUUUUCUAUAAGAUCUCCGGAAGCCCCUUGGACAAGCUUGUCAUCUGGGUUAGAAAGGACAAUGGCACCGGAAUUGUUAACACACUGGUUAAAGUCAAAACCUUUCAAGGAGAUAGCGACCACAAUUGGAAAAUUGCCCAUGUGACCCUCAAUGUUCAAGAGAAGUUCAGAUACGUCUUCCAAGGACUCAGGGGCAAUCACAACAGCUCAUCUGGUGGAAUUUUUAUUGAUGAUGUCACCCUAACUGAGACACCGUGCCCUGGUGCUGUAUGGCUCAUUCGGAACUUCACCCGCAUUCUCCAGACUUCUGUUUCAGGCUCUGUGAUGCGUAGUCCCCGGUUUUAUAGCCCUGAGGGCUAUGGUUAUGGAAUAACUUUGUAUCCUCAUGGCACAUCUAAUUCCUACUUUCCAAAUUACACCCGCAUUUCUUUUCACUUGUGCAGUGGAGAGAAUGAUGAUGUUCUGCAAUGGCAGAACAGACAAGCUAUUAUAACGGUGCUAGACCAGCACCCUGACAUCAGGAACAGGAUGUCCUCGAGCAGGAGCUUCACGACAGACAAGAGCCAGGUUUUGCCGAAUAAAAAUGAUACUUCAAUAUGGGAUAAACCAUCUGUGGUUGGAACAUUCGACCCUUCAUGCAACUGUAACAGAAGCUUAGACUGGGGGUGGAGUAAUUUCAUCUCUCACAAACAGCUGAGACAGAGGAAUUUCCUGAAAAAUGAUGACCUCAUUAUUUUUGCAGAAUUUAAAGAUCUAACCUAUCUCAAAAAGACUGAAGUCCCUAUUAAACCAGCCCAAUCCAUCACCAAAGGCCUCAUUCUUGAAAGGCAGAGGAGAUCAGCCCUGGACACUGGCCCCCUUGAAGACUGGUCAUCCUACAUGAGAGACCCGUGUGAUCCAAAUCCUUGCCACAAUGAUGGAGUCUGUGUGAAUGUGAAAGGGAAAGCAAGCUGCAGGUGUCCUUCAGGCAACAGCUUCUUCUAUACAGGUGAGAGAUGCCAGGUGGCACUGGUCCAUGGGAAUCUCCUUGGAAUGAUGGUUGGUGGAGCUGCCGGAACAGUAGUAGUAAUUAGCAUAAUUGUUUCCAUGCUAACUAGAAGAUAAAUGCUUCAGCUUGAUGAUUUUCCUGGAGCUUGGGAGCAUCUGGUUUUUAAUGAAAACAGAUGCAGGAAUAAAAUAUGUAGAAACUCUCAAGAUAUGGAUAUAGAAAUGUUCUACUAA